This is a messenger RNA of Prunus armeniaca (apricot), 714 nucleotides long. The record is from the annotation of a GenBank genome assembly. Lineage: Eukaryota; Viridiplantae; Streptophyta; Magnoliopsida; Rosales; Rosaceae.
AUGGAGUUUGGAGAUCACACUGAGAUAGGAGAGCAUGGCAUCAACCUAAGUGGUGGCCAGAAACAGAGGAUACAACUUGCUAGGGCUGUAUAUCAAAAUUGUGACAUAUAUCUUCUCGAUGAUGUUUUCAGUGCUGUUGAUGCUCAUACUGGAUCAGAAAUAUUUAAGGAAUGUGUGAGGGGAGUGCUUAAAAACAAGACGGUUUUAGUUGUAACUCAUCAAGUUGACUUCUUGCAUAAUGUUGAUCUUAUUUUGGUCAUGAGAGAUGGGAUGAUAGUACAGGCUGGAAAGUCUAAUGAUUUGCUAAAUUCUGGCCUGGAUUUCAAACAGCUAGUAGCUGCCCAUGAAACCUCCAUGGAACUUGUAGAAAUGAGCACCACUAUUCCCAGCAAAAGUUCCCCCAGUCCUCAAAUAUCUCCACAACUCUCUUCGAACCACCGGGAAGCCAAUGGUGGAAACAACUCUUUGGACCAACCAAAGUCUGAUAACAGGACUUCUAAACUCAUCAAAGAAGAGGAGAAAGAAACAGGCAAAGUGAGCUUGCACGUUUACAAAGGUUACUAUCUUGCAUCAUCUCCUGAAUUAACUCGACUCGAUUCGAUCACAAAAGCUCCUGUUAUCCAUCACUUCUCAGGGAGCAUAUCCGGAGUUAUGACAAUCCACUCUUGCAGAAUGCAGAACAUGUUCUCCAAGGAAAAUGUUAAAACGGGUUAA